UGACAACUCAUACAAACUAUUAAUACAAAAAAAAAUCAAUGUAUAUCUCGUCGGCCAUCAGUUUUCUUUUAUUAUUAUUAUAUGUGUCGGUCGUCGCCGUCGAUCCCGACACUGUGUCGGUGUACACACCGAAUGGUCAGCUCAUUGGUCGCAAAGAGCAAUCGGCCGAUGGAACUGAAGUUCAUGUAUUUCGUGGCAUUCCCUAUGGAGAACCACCUGUUGGUGAACUCAGAUUUAGACGUCCGGUGCCGACAAAGAAGUGGACAAAUAAGAGAAAUGCGUUGACAUUCGGUAAAACGUGUUAUCAGAUGACAGGCUUUCUUGAAGCACACGCAGGACUUUCUCGCAACGAUUUCAGCGAAGACUGUCUUUAUCUGAAUGUUUGGUCAAAGGACUCGAUGGUUAGCGAAGAUAACUUGAAAGCCGUUGUAUUUUGGAUACACGGCGGGGCACUGUUGACCGGUAGUACAUCAGAGGGUGCCUAUGAUGCCAAAGAAUUAGUAGCGCUCGGGGAUGUUGUGUUUGUGUCGGCUAACUAUCGUCUCUCUACAUUUGGUUUUUUGUUUGCCGCCACUGACGACGCACCGGGAAAUGUAGGUCUUUGGGAUCAGACAUUGGCCUUAGAGUGGGUGCGCGAUAAUAUUCGUUACUUUGGUGGCGAUCCCAAUCGGAUCACCAUAUUUGGUGAAAAUGCCGGUGCAUGGAGUGCAUCGUUGCACGUGUUGAGUCCUCAAUCACAUCAUCUGUUCAAAAGAGCUAUACUGGCUUCGGGCGCAUACUUUGAUCAUUUCAUUGAUGGUUCGCCCGAAGAGUUCCGUGAUCUGUGGCUAUACGGCGCUGAACUAAUAGGUUGUGGUCAGAAUGCAACAGAGUUUACACCGGAAAUUAUGUCUUGUUUGAGAGACACCGACGCCGAGACAUUGGCUUCAAUUCCAUCGAUUGACGGCAUCAAUGUCCGAAACAUAAAGCUCUUCUAUCUUGUUGUAGUUGACGGCCACUUUCUGCCGCAAAUACCGUCCAAAUUGUUGGCCGAUGUGCCGGCAGAUCUCGAUCUGCUUGUGUCGACCGCUGAAGACGAGGGAUCAUUCAUUUUGCAAUUGCUUUACUCGUUUCGAUACUUUCACGCCAAACAACCCUACAAUUACACACACAAAGAGGCAGUAAAUGAAUUGACAAAUAUAGCCAGUUUAGUGUCGAUUGACGGUUGGGUCGACGGCCAACAAGUGGCCAAACAUUACUUUGCAUUACUUUCGGAUCAAAACGGUUUUGACACUUUGCGCCGUACGAUAGGUAUAGCAAUUGGUGACUAUUACUUCACGUGUCCUACACUGGAAUUUGCGCGAGAAGUUUACGCUCACAGCGACGGUCGUAUAAAUGUCUAUGAAUUUGCGUAUUGGGCCAAAACACGUGACAAUUUUUUGUGUUCGUCGUGGAUGGGCUCGUGUCAGGCCAACGACUUGAUCCCGAUGUUUGGCAUACCAUUAGUGCAGGAAUCGACUGAUCGCGAAAAAGAGAUAUCCCGACAAAUGAUGAGCUUUAUUACGGACUUUGCCAAACACGGAGAGCCAACCGUACAAAUGGGUGUCCGCUGGCCGGCCUACUGGACAAUCGCCGGACAGGUGGUGAGGCCUUAUGUGAAAGUAACAGUUGACGGCACCCACUUUGGUUUGGACCACAAGCGUACAGAGUGUCAACUCUUGUGGCGCCAGUAUUUGGAAAAUUCAGAUUAUUUAGUUAAGCGCCACUUGUUAUACAACUGUAUGUCCUUCAGUGCAGAUCAGUUCAGGAGAGGCACAUCACAGCAGUCGCGGUUGUCAUCAAAUACAGGCACAAUCGAUAUGUCUCGGCAACUACUAGUGCUUUGGCUAUUAUCCGGACUCUGCGCUGCAGAAGAAGUCUCAGUACGACUCAAGGAUGGCUUUAUUACCGGCAAACGGGAGACAGUACUCGGAAAAGAGCUUAACGUUUUUCGAGGCAUUCCCUACGCUCAGCCUCCUGUCGGUCCGUUGCGCUUCCGUAGACCUUUACCACCCAAACCGCGCACCGAUCCAAUAGAGGCAUUCGACUUUUCACCGGCGUGUCGGCAAAAUGGUCAAAUGUUCGAAAUAGAUCACUAUCUGGCCAAUCGUAACUAUUCAGAAGAUUGUCUAUAUCUUAAUAUAUGGGCGCCGCCAACCAACGACGAUCUUUUGCCCGUAAUGGUAUGGAUCCACGGCGGAGGCCUACUGGUCGGUUCGGCUUCGGAGGUCUACUAUCACGGCGAUGCUUUGGCAGCAAAAGGAGAAGUGAUUUUAGUGUCACUAAAUUACCGAGUUAAUACAUUAGGCUUUUUAUAUGCCGGCACUGAUGAGGCUCCGGGAAAUGUAGGUCUCUGGGAUCAGUCAUUGGCACUGGAAUGGGUUCGCGAUAAUAUACGUUAUUUUGGCGGAGAUCCCGAUCGGAUAACCAUAUUUGGAGAGAGCGCAGGUGGUUGGAGUACAUCUCUUCAUAUAAUUAGCCCACAAUCUCGUAAUCUAUUUCGCAGAGCUAUAGUAGCUUCGGGGGCACAUAUAUAUAAUUAUUCAUCCGAUAAACCCGAAGAUCACAUCAAAAGAUGGCUUCGCGGAGCUAAACUAGUUGGCUGUGAAGCCAAAGAUAAUCGUUUUUCGCCAGAAGUCAUGGAUUGUCUGCGUUCAGUAGAUGCCGACAAACUGGUGGCCAUCACUGAUAACGUCGAUCUGAUGGAUGGUGUGGUCAAAGUAUUUAAUUUGGUUGUCGUUGACGGACACUUUCUUCCCACUCGACCCAUAGAGAUGUUACUAUCAGGAGAUUACAAACGAGACGUUGAUUUAAUAGUGUCCACUGUCCAGGACGAGGGAUCAUUUCUUCUUACUUGGCUAACUGAUCCAAUCAAAUUUCAUCCACAAAAUCCCUAUAAUUUUACAUACGAUGAAGCCGUCGAUGAACUGACAGCUAUAACUUCUGAUCUCUGCUCUGAACGUCGCAUUGAUGGCAAAGAUGUGUCACGACUUUAUUACGGCAGUCUAUCUGAUAACCAUUCGUCCGAUGAUAUACUACGCGUGAUGGGUGUGGCCGUCGGUGACUAUUAUUUGACUUGUCCGACCAUAGAGUUUGCCAAACAGGUGUACGCCAAUAGCAAUGGCCGCGCAAAGGUAUACCAAUAUUACUUUAAUGCCAAACAACAGACAAACUUUUUCUGUUCAAAAUGGAUGGGUGUUUGUCACACAAACGAUAUAUUUCCGAUGUUUGGUCAGCCAUUUACUCAACCCGACGAAUAUGUGGACAGAGAGCGCGAGAUAUCCGAUCAAAUGAUACGUUUUAUAACUGACUUUGCAAAGCAUGGUGAGCCGACAGCUCAACGUGGCGUCAAAUGGCCGUCUUAUUGGUCAAUCGGUGACAAUAUAGUGAUGCCUUACUUAGAGAUUGGUAAUGAAGAGAAACCUGAGAUAUCACCAUUUGGUAUGGCCUUCAAACACACUGAAUGUGAUCUAUUGUGGGACAAGUAUUUGCUUGGAUUGGAUUAAUUGUUGAAAUAUUUUUUAUUAAUUAUUUUUUUUGGAGAAUACUAUGAGUCAAUAUAUUAAAUAAAUGUUAAUACAAUUAUAAUUUUUUUUAUAUAAUGUACAAUAUAUAUGAAUUUUAAUUUAUAUAAAUAUUUUCGUAAAAAGU
Oppia nitens is the source of this 3669-nucleotide messenger RNA. RefSeq lists its product as uncharacterized. Gene Ontology annotation, biological process: acetylcholine catabolic process; choline metabolic process. The record is from RefSeq and is a predicted model, not a curated record. Gene Ontology annotation, cellular component: plasma membrane. Bases 39 to 3524 code for a protein of 1161 amino acids. Gene Ontology annotation, molecular function: acetylcholinesterase activity. The transcript is spliced from 6 exons. NCBI's taxonomy places the organism in Eukaryota, Metazoa, Arthropoda, Arachnida, Sarcoptiformes, Oppiidae.